AUGAUUCCUUCAUAUCUUUCAUCGUGCGUUCCAUCAUCCCGUCAAUGUGGAUGUUCAGUGGUACAGCCUAAUACUGUCGAAUCGAAAAUUGUUGAUGGCUAUAUGGCUCGUAAUAAUUCAUGGCCAUGGAUCGUAAGUCUUCGUCGAGGCAAAGCAAACGAUCCAUCAACAGUUCCCGGUUUCAGUUUUUGUGUUGGUUCUUUAAUUAGUAGCAAAUAUGUAUUAACAGCUGCCCAUUGUUUUGCUACUGUUUCUGCGUCACAACUGCGAAAAUAUUUUGUUGUUAUUGGUGCUGUAUAUAUAAAUGAUACCAAUGAGCAGCGUUAUAAAAUAAAAACUGCUACAGUGCAUCCGAAUUACAAUGCUACAACUUAUGGCAACGAUAUUGCUCUAUUAGAAUUACAAGAUCAUGUUGAUUUUAGUGAUCCAAGAGUUGGAUUUAUUUGCUUGCCUCCAAACAGCCUAUCAACAUAUCCAAGUGAGCCACUCAUUGGCUUUGCAGUAGGUUGGGGACUUUUAACGGAAGGCGGCUUACCUUCGUAUACUCUUCAACAAGUAGAAUUACCUAUUAUAUCAGAUACAAAUAAAUUUUGUCAAAACCUUGUCGCAGAUGAUGCGGUGCAAUUUUGUGCAGGUUAUCUCAGCGGUACUAAAGAUACAUGCCAAGGUGAUAGUGGUGGUCCUUUGAUGAUUCUUGAUAAAAAUAGUGGCACGUGGAUUGCUGCGGGAAUAACAUCUUAUGGUUAUGGGUGUGCCGAAGUAGAUCGUCCGGGUGUGUACACUCGUGUAAGCAUGUAUAGAGAUUGGAUUGAUACUCACAUAAACUCUGCGCAACCUCAAUCUCGAGCGUCGACAAAAGCAGUACCUUCUGUUAUAUCAUUACUUUUUUCAUUUCUUUUAUUUCUCAAUAUAUAA
This is a messenger RNA of Rotaria socialis, 915 nucleotides long. The record is from the annotation of a GenBank genome assembly. Lineage: Eukaryota; Metazoa; Rotifera; Eurotatoria; Philodinida; Philodinidae.